Molecule: messenger RNA, 3084 nt
Organism: Mesorhabditis belari
Lineage: Eukaryota; Metazoa; Nematoda; Chromadorea; Rhabditida; Rhabditidae
Source: the annotation of a GenBank genome assembly
AUGAUCAACGAUUGGCACCACUUGCUCUGUUGCGUCGCCGUGCUCCUGACGGUGAAUGCGGGCGCUGUGCGGGCCGCUGAUAUGCCUCAUCUAACGGUUAUCGUCACUAGGGAGCCCUACAAGAUUCAGGACACGUUUUUCUAUGAGUUGCUCAGCCAGAUCUCGCGCAUCAUUGAAGUGCAAAUUCGAUAUGAGGCUGCGGGUUGCUUGCAGAACCACUCGAUGCACGCAAAAAUGGGCUACUUGUUCCUCACAAGCGAUCUUGAAGCGACUCGGGCACCGAAGUGUUCCACAUUAUCAAUUGCGACUCUAUACGAAACCACUGAAGACCCCGACACCAUCAUCACCGUCAACAACAACGGAACGGCAAGGGUUCCGAUGACCGAUUCCACGAAUGAGGCUGACGAUGACACAAUGAUCUUGAAGCCGGAAAUCACGACAACCGCUGCCUUCAACAACACCAGCAAGAAGAAGGGGAGUGUGGAAACACUUCGAGGCAAAAGAACAUUGACGGGACAGCUUACGAAUCGACGCGUGAAACGAGCCGAUGCCAAGCAAUCGAAUCUUUGGGUGGCCAGUCAGAAUGGGCUCUACAUUGGCAAAGGCGGUGAAAUUGUGCAUUUGUCGGAACACGACGUGAAAGCGCGGCUCUCCAACGAAAUCAAAGCCUUCAAAGAGCAGUGGACUUUGAUCGGAAAAAUUCCCGAAAAAAUUGAAGAGAAAGGUGGCUUCACAGGCCUCACAAGAGUACAAGGAUUUCCCAUCUGGCAAAUCAUACUCCUCUUUUUGGCCAUCGUCUUCAUCAUUAUCAUUGCCGCCAUUAUGUGCCACAAGUUCCGGGACACGAAAAAAAAGCUCAAGGAAUCCGAGCGAAAGUUAAAGGCGGAAAGCCGAAAUCGGGUCGAGAAUGCGCGUUGGGAGAUCACGAAAAAGUCGCACAAUGUCGAGGAACCGCCGAGGAAGAGCAAGAACAAGGUCAACGGAUCGAUUGAACCACGACGACGGGCUUCGGCCGAGAGAAUCGAGGAACCGGUCACCGCGCAGGAGUUCGUCGCAAUCAUGCACCGAGUCAGUGACUUCAUUGCCACUCACUUCUCCUCGCCGAGCUUCUACGAUGCAACAAGUCAAAAUCCACCCGGCACCCUGUUGAAGAUACUGCCGGGACAAGCGCCUGAGCAACCGGAAGAUUUUGACCAAAUCGAGGCCGACAUUACUGGAUUGAUUCUGAGAGGAAUUUCGCAUAGGCAACACCCGCGCUUUCACGGUCAUCCAAGCAACGGCCACUCGUUUACCUCGAUCAUUUCUGACACGAUUGCCGCUGGAAUUGGAUUGACUGAACAGCCUGAUGUCUCCGGGCGAAAGCAACUCGAGAUGUGCGUCGUGAAUUGGUACGGACGAGCGCUUGGUUUGCCAGAAGCCUUCCUCUAUCAAGGAGCCAUCAAGGAAUCUCCGGGCGGUGGCACGAUCAUGGACAACUUCACGGUGGCUCUGCUACACGCAAUCGUGGCGGCUCGUCAUUGGAAACUUGGACAACUUCAAACGGCCCUCUCGGCUAUGAAUUCGGCGACGAGUGCCCGGGAAUUCUCAUCCCGACUUGUUUGCUAUGGAAACAGAACUCAUACCAACUUCGAGAGCGUGUGCACAACGGUAAACAUUUUACACCGAAUCCUACGCCCUGGCAUCGACAAGGAAUACGCAAUGGGAGGCGCAGAGCUGAAGGAACAGAUCAAGAAGGACCUCGCCGAGGGCCUCGUUCCGACGUUUGUUGUGUGCACGUACGGCAGCGGUGAUGUCUACUCGUGGGACGAUCUCAAAGCGAUUGCUGUGGUUGCUCGAAGAUACAACUUGUGGCUUCACGUGGAUGCGGCAUCGUGCGGUGUGGCUUGGAUCGAUCCCUCGUAUCAACCGAAAGGCGUUGGUAUUGAAGACGCGAUGUCGGUGUGUGUCAAUGCUCCACGCUGCUUCCUGAACAACUCAUCGCCUUGCAUCUAUUGGACGCGUGAUCAACGACAACAUUGUUUGCCUUUCCGCUCGGCAGAUAACUCUGCGCUCUUGACAUGGACGAUCAAUAAGGACACGACUUUCAAGGGGCUUAAGUUGUGGAUCGAUAUGCGCUUGUUUGGUGUGCACGGACUGCGAAACUAUGUGAACAACCUCAUCGACCUCACCGCUCACAUGGAGGAAAUGGUGACGAGCCGGAUUCCACAACUGCGCAAGUUUUCCGCUCCAAUCAGACGAGCCGCAUCGACCGAGAAGCCCCUUCAGCGGAAAUAUGUAAAGAUCGCCUGCCUUGUGCAGUACUAUGAGCCAAGUCUCUCCAAGGGUGAGGUGAAUCGUAUGACGAAAGCACUUGCCAUGUACAUUAUCGCCUCUCGACGACUCUACGUCGCGCAUCGAACGUUUGAUCAACAUCACUUCAUUUAUCUCUCGGUGGCGCACGAAAAGGCUAAUCUGGAGGAGGUGAAAACUUCGGUGGAGAUUUUGGAGACCCUCGUCAAGGAGUUCGUUGCCAAAAAAAAUGAGAUUGCCUCGUCGAUUCUGGACGCUGAGGAGUCUGUGGAACUGCUAGUGGUCGAGUCAAAACGCGAUUCCCAAACCAUUCAACUACCAAUCACAAAGGAGCGUCUCCCAUUGGAAGUGCUGCAACAAAUCGGAAUGGAUAGUGGAGCGUUGAAGAAGAUCUAUCAUGGUGAUGACACGUCGACGUGCAGAGAAUCGGUCCCGCAACCGCUACGUGUCUCGUUCUCGCUUCCAUCACCCAGCAGUCGUUCUCAACUUACUCCGAAAGUACAGGGGUCGAUUCCAAUUGCAAUGCCACCACUUCAGCCGAAAACCUCCAGUCAACCACUCGUCGUCUCAACUCCAUCAAAGGCAAAGGAUGGUCAACAACAGUCGCUCGUUCAAUACCGUGGUGUCGUGAUUGCGGACUCGUCCUCGGCUACGCCUACGCCAAGCACGCCCACCGCCACCACCGAGGGAAAUCCAACUCACGCCGGCAAGAGCAAGGAUUCGAACGUUUCUUCAGCAUUGGGUGGAGCGGUGCCUGGCAACGACACUUCGCCAAACCCCAAGAACGACACGAAG